AUGCCUGUGUCAAAUGGAUUCCCCACAAAGAAUCCUUCCCGUCGCUCGCGAAUCCAAGAGGGUCCCAUGACAGCAUCCCACGAAGAUAUUCUUCCUUUGAGACAUAUCUCCACGUUAAUGAGUACUUCCUCUAACAUCAAAGACGAGAAACCAAAACAUCAGUCUUCCACAAACACUUUCGACGAUGGUGUCUUUUACAAUAACCCAGGACACUGGAGAGUACUGUCCAAAGAUGCAACCUUCUAUUACUCAGCGACGGCGCUCUCUGGUUUCAUCCCAAUAAUUGCUUUGGCAAUAUGGCUCGGUGUGAGCAAUGGUCGUUGGAAAAGCAUUGACUGGUCCGCCAUUCAUAGUGACAAGAUCGGUGGUCGCCUCACUCAACCCCAAGCAAAAGCAAUCGAUCUCGUCUGCAGUGCUCUUUUCGCACCGCUGAUAUUAGGCGCAUUCAACUUCAUCUGGUUUUCUUGUGCUCGUGUCGCAGUCAUCAAUGAGAAACAAACGGGGAAUGACGCAGUCCCGCUCUCGUGCCUCGUGGAGGUCAGCAGUACUACCGGAGGUUCAUAUGAUGUUCUCAAACUCUCAACCUUGUUGGCCCCUCGAACCAAGAGACUCCUUUCCCUGGGCUUGCUCGUCAUUGUGUCAGCCAUCGCUAAAUCAGCCCUAGGAAAUGUCAUUGCCUACGAGGCAUACACUGAAGACACGCUGGGAGGUUCCGCCAAUCUUCGACUGCUUAGUGACUCACAGUUGGCUGUACCAAACAGUUUAGUGUCCCAAUCAUUCGUUGGGACCUGGGGAUUCAACACGCAACAAAGGUCAUCUUUCGCCAAUCAAUUCAAUGGUCUCAUGACCGGGUUGAGCAUCUUUGAUGCCCGCUCCCUACUAACCGAGGAUCAGGCUUACAUCAUGGACAAUGUAACUACCGCCUCAUUGGAGAUGCCACAAAACGUUUCUGCUCUUCACAAACUCCCGGGUUCUCGCUGGACCAUCGCUUGUGAACCAUUUGUACCAGAUACAUUCACGGUGCUACAGAUGGGAUCCAAAUCGGUACAAUUCACCAUGACGAGAGGAACAAAGGACCUGGUCAUGGGCAACUACCCUGGCUCCAUAUCAACGAUGCAGAACGCCUUCAACGAGGAAUAUGCGUUCAUGCUGUUCCCCUUCGAUGGGUCGAACGUCGUCCUCUCCUUCGCCACGAGCUUCAACCUCAGCGACCAGCGCUACAACUCACCUUACGGCACAAUCACCCCGAAAGCAUUCAAUAUGUCCACCUCGGGCUUCAACUCAACCAAAGAAAUAAUGUCCGUUUGGGCAAUUUCAUGCGCCAUCUCCCGUCAAGAGGCAACCCUGGACCUGGUCCGAUCCUCAACGACUAACGAAUGGACCAAAAACAUAACCUCCCUCUCUGUCUCCCCCGAGAAAACACCCCAAAAGAACCUCCGCAUGCAACAACUCCAACUAAGUCUCAACUACCAAGCGCCCGACGUAACACUCCCGGGUCUUGCCCCAGCGCUCGCCCGCUCCGCCGACCCCUGCAUCGACUACACGCUGACCGGCCAACAAACUGCAUCGGACACAACAACAACCGUCAACUGCAGCGCCGCAGCGUCCAAUCCGAACAUCACCACAACAUCCUUCGAAACCCUGGCACUCAAUUUCCUCUACGCGUCCGCAGAGACUGAACGAUUAGCCUACGAAGUCGCCACGCAGAACACCACGCGCGCCACGCCCGCCGAAGCAGCUUAUUCCGUCGUCACCACCGCCCAGACCCUGCACUACCGCAUGACGUACGUGCCGCUGAUCUUGUUCGUGGGCAUCGGAUGCAUCUUCUUCGCGGCCCUCAUCACCUCUGCGCUGGUGUGGAGUGUUUGGGGGACGCUCUCGGCGCGCAUGUUCCGCCAGGUUGAUGGCUUACGGUUGCUAGUUGACGGUUUGGCGGGUUUGAGUGGUGGUGAUACUGGCAGAGAAGGAGGAGCGGGUCCCGAUGGUGAUGCGGUGUUUGAUCACAUCAAGGGCCGGAGUAAUGCUGCCCUCUACGCCUGGGCGAAGGAUUUCCCUGUAACUUAUACCGUCCAGGUGGACUCCGGGCUGAUCUCCCUAGACCGAGCGAGGGAGACGAAGUUAUGA
Messenger RNA from Exophiala bonariae, 2124 nucleotides. RefSeq lists its product as uncharacterized. NCBI's taxonomy places the organism in Eukaryota, Fungi, Ascomycota, Eurotiomycetes, Chaetothyriales, Herpotrichiellaceae. Bases 1 to 2124 code for a protein of 707 amino acids. The transcript has a single exon. The record is from RefSeq and is a predicted model, not a curated record.